AUGGACCCUGACUCCGAGUAUUUGACCGCCUUUCGCACCCGUUUCGGAACUUUCCGCUGGAAAGUCCUCCCGUUCGGUCUGAAGGUAGGUCCCGCCUGGUUCCAGCAGUUUAUCAACGCGCAGCUUCACGAUCUCCUCGACCGAUUUAACGUGACCAAGGUUGACUACCUCGGCGUUCUGCUUGAAGCCGGUGUGGGCCUUAGUGUCGACCCUCGGAAAGUUCGAUCGAUACAAGACUGGAAGUUUGAGGACCUCCGAGACCGCACCGCGAUCCGAUCAUUCGUUGGCCUAUGCAACUUCAUCCGUGUUUUCUGCUACCACGCCUCUGGAGUGGCAGAACCCUUGAACCGGUUGCUUAAGAAGGAUGUUGCCUUUGUGAUGGGCCCGGAGCAACGCGAAGCAUUUGAUCAACUCAAGCGCCUGGCUAUCGAAGCCCCGGUCCUCGCCUUCUUUAGACCAGAACUGCCGACCCGACUGGAGACCGAUGCCUCCCGGAAUGCCACAGCUGGUGUUCUAUGGCAGGAACAGCCUGAUCAGACCUGGAAGCCCGUUGGAUUCUUCUCUAAGACCAUGACCCCGGCCGAGCGAGCCUACCCAAUCCAAGAUCGAGAGCUCCUCGCCGUCGUACAGAGUCUAGAGCACUUCUACCCAGAGCUCUUAGGCCAGAAGUUCGAUGUGAUCACCGACCACGAAGCCUUAGUCCAUUUCUCUACGAAGCGCCUGCUCUCGGUACGACAGAUCAGAUGGUCCGACUUUCUCGCCCAGUUCGACAUCCGUUUCCUCUACCGCCCCGGUCGACUGAACGUAGUCGCCGAUGCCCUCUCCAGGAAGACAGCCGAGCUUCCUACCGUAAAGGCCCGGGAAGCCGAGGAACGCACGGUGACCCUGAUCCCUCCGGAAAGGCUAGGCUUCGCGACCGACUCUCUAGACCCUACGGCCGCCGGCCACCUGCCCCUCAGAACUUUACAGACGCCCGAUCAAGACCGCCCAGAACUAGACCCGAACUCGGUCCCGAAGGGAGCCGAACUCGUUUCGUUGAUCCGCCAAGAGAACCUCCUCCAAGACCUCGGCACCCAUGGAACACACCUGAUCGUACCAGCCCAGACCUCAGACAAGCAGACGUUUCUUCAGACCGCGCUCAUUCGCGAAGCCCACGAGCCCCAGAUCUUCGCUCACGCCGGACAGAACAAGGUGAUCAAGCUGCUCCAACGAGACUUCUACUGGCCAAGGAUGAAGGAGGAUAUCCGUCGUUAUAUUCGGAACUGCCACGACUGCCGCCGCAACAAAACCCCUCGAGACAAGACCCCUGGACUGCUCCAUCCACUGCCCGUGCCGACUUCUGUUUGGGAGCACGUCGAAUGUGACGGGAAGGAUAUGCCGAAAGACCGUUACGGAUAUGACUAUGUUUGGACCUUCAAGUCACAAAUCAAUACCUGGAUCAAAGCUACGAUUCUACGUGACGAAGCAUCAAGACAACUGGAGUUCCUGCUGCCCGCCCUCGACUUCGCCCAUAACUCGUCUUGGCACUCUUCCAUCGACAUGGCACCGUUAAAAGUAGCCCUAGGCCGAGAUAUCCGGAACCCCCUGUCACUGCCCCCGACUAACAAGACCGCUGCCACCGGACCCGCCGCCAGAGCUAGGAACUUGUGCAGACCGCCCAGGAAACCCAGGAAGACGCCAGGAAUGCUGCCAUCGCCGCUCAAGAACGUCAGAAGGAACAGGCUAAUAGGAAACGACGACCAACCGACUUUGCCAUCGGUGACCGAGUUUUCUCAGCAGGAAAGGCUUCGCCACGAACGCUCCGACUACUCGGCUAGAUAA
Molecule: messenger RNA, 1821 nt
Organism: Hirsutella rhossiliensis
Lineage: Eukaryota; Fungi; Ascomycota; Sordariomycetes; Hypocreales; Ophiocordycipitaceae
Product: his(2)-Cys(2) zinc finger domain-containing protein
Exons: 4
Coding region: 1-1821 (606 amino acids)
Source: RefSeq, a predicted model, not a curated record